AUGAAAGCGCCUCGCCCAUUUCUCCGGAUUGCUGCCGAGACUUGGGUGCCAUACACUAGGGUCUUCACCAGUCCUGACGGUCGCCUUGGAGUCGACGGUCCAAUAGGCAACCUGGUUCACCUCAUUUCUAAAAUUAUUGGUUUUGAUUUCGAAGUGGUCCGACCUAAUGAUGGCCUGUGGGGAAACCAGCUGCCUAACGGAUCUUGGUCAGGGAUGAUGGGUAUGAUAGACAGGAGGGAGGUGGAGCUGGCCGUGGGUCCGUUCACCAUCACGCCAGAGAGGGAGACUGUGUGUGACUUCUCGGCGGUGGUUCACACUGACGACUUUGCCAUCAUGGUGAUCAGACCGGGACUCACCAAUGACAUGAGCAGCUUCCUCCGAACCUUCACUCCCUUGGUAUGGCUGCUGAUUCUGUGUAGUUUCGUAGGCGUGAUAGUGGCCUUGGCUGGUGUGGUGUGGGCUGAGGACAAGGUGUUUGCCUUAUGCAUCAACAAACUCCUGGACAAAGUGGCUCUCAGCGUCAUCCAAAUUAUCACACAACAGGGGACUAAUUGGGUGCCGACAGCGGACGGAGGCCGCUUUGUAGUGAUAACGUGGAUACUAUCAUCCUUUGUGUUCAUGUCCUCCUUCAGUGGCAUCCUCACGGCCAUGCUGACGGUGCCUCGGGUCACCAUCCCCAUAGACUCCCUGGCGGACCUGGUGGCUCAGACUCACCUGCCCUGGCGAGUGGAGGCCGGCUCCUUCAUCAACAAAUUUUUAAUGGAGUCUGGAGAUCCUGUACGACAGAAAGUUGUAAGCAGGAUGGCCGGCUUUAUUCCGGACUGCUGGACAGCUCGUCAGGCCGUCGCUAACGGGGAAUAUGCUGCUGUCUGUGACGAAACCUCCAUGAAGAAAUCUAUGUCCUGGGACUAUAGCACAACUGGGAAGUGUCACUUGUACAUCGCGCGUCAGAAGGUGUAUUCAAACGCCAUGAUGGCAGUGGCUUUCAAGGUCAAUUCCACCUUCCGCUCCAAAGCCGACGAAAUUAUCAUGAUGGUGAAGGAGGCUGGGCUGCUGGAGCGGUGGAUGGGUACAGAGAUCACCAACACCAGCCAGUGCCUGCGGCCGCCCACCUCAGACAAGAGGGAUACCUUUUCAGCACUCAGUGUGCAAGCUUUUUCAGGCCCUUUCCUCGUCCUGGCUUUCGAUUACCCUUCCCAUGAUGAACAAGACUCCGCCCCUCAUGCUGGCUCAGCUGUGUCUGUAGGAACAACACCAUAUAGAAGAUCAUUGGUGGUUAAGCCACGUGCUUCUUGUUUCUGUCGUUAUCUCGACCUCUCCACUCGCCAAUUGCAGCGAAGAUAUAGUGAAUACAAUAUAUAA
Molecule: messenger RNA, 1362 nt
Organism: Procambarus clarkii (red swamp crayfish)
Lineage: Eukaryota; Metazoa; Arthropoda; Malacostraca; Decapoda; Cambaridae
Source: RefSeq, a predicted model, not a curated record